Rhinichthys klamathensis goyatoka is the source of this 4222-nucleotide messenger RNA. RefSeq names its product centrosome and spindle pole-associated protein 1. The record is from RefSeq and is a predicted model, not a curated record. Gene Ontology annotation, cellular component: centrosome; spindle pole; microtubule. Gene Ontology annotation, biological process: positive regulation of cytokinesis. The transcript is spliced from 28 exons. Bases 267 to 3716 code for a protein of 1149 amino acids. Lineage: Eukaryota; Metazoa; Chordata; Actinopteri; Cypriniformes; Leuciscidae.
GAGCCGGAGGGAGAUUGAGGAAGCCAUUGUCUGAAGUGUGGGAGCCUGAGGGAGGUUGAGGAGGCGCGUGUGUUGUGUUGUUGCUUAACAACCUCUGCGUUUGCAGCGCCAGCUCUCCACAUCUUCUCCCAAACAAAGUCUUUCUCCAUUUCCAUGUCCAGAGAGCAGCAUAGUCAGUCUUGUGUUAUUGAUAAGAGCUUCAUCUGAUAACUGCUUCUUUCCUGCCAAGAGCUGUUCAUCAACUGCUGAUUCUGGUUUGGGAAAAUAUGAAUGUCAACAUCAGCAACUUUAUGGAGGAGAGAAGGGCGAACACAGAAGAGGAAGCACCGUACAUGGAGAUGAAGACAAGUUUUGGUAACAAGGAGAACAUCAAACCUGCUAACAAAACACAACCCAAACAGACCAAAGAAGAGAGUUUUGGACUCAGUUUACCUCUGGGAGAGGAAUAUGAACGAAAAAAGCAGAAGUUAAAGCAAGAGCUACGACUUGAUUACCGGCGCUUUGUGUCUGAGAAAAAAAAUCAAAUGAUUGCUGAUCCACUUCCACAGUCCCACAUGCUGUCUCUCCCCAUAAAAGAACGGAGAUCAGCGAAGGAAAAGCUGCAAGAUGAGAGAAACAAGGAGUAUAAUCUGUUUCUCCGAGGGCAAGAGGGAGCACAGAAAAUAGGGAAAACUUCAAGUACUCCACAGGCCCUGGAGAGAGAUGGUUUUGGCUCUAUUACUCCAAAGUACCCAGCUGAUUCUCCAGAGGUACGAGUGCAAAGGGGCAUUCAGGGCCCAGAGAACAUUGUGUUCUCAAGGAGGGAUGUUGCCACUCUAACUGAGCCCACUUCCGGAGUGCCUAAGGUAUCAAGGCCACGGAGACAGUGGGUAGAGACGCCAGAUCGCUGGGAAGGCCCUCACCGAGAUCACACCAGUUCUGAUGAGGAGAUAGAACUCCUAGAGAAGGAAAGGCUUAGAAACAUACAGGAAGACACUGGUGCAAACAGGAGAGGAGGAAAAGACAGCUCACACAGUCUACAAGCACCGACUCGAGCGCAACACAGAUCUGUAAGCGAGCAGAACAUGACAGAGUUUGCUACUGGACUCAUGAUUGGUGCUGCUGAAGGGGACGAGGCCUCUAAGAGCAGGAAGCAACGCUACAAACUUGAGCUGCUACAGCAAAUAGCCGAAAAAGAGAUGAACAAAAGAAAGGAAAAGGAGCUUGAGUUGAGAGUGGCUGCAACAGGCGCUGUUGAUCCUGAAAAAAAGGCAGACCGAAUCAGACAAUUUGGUGCCAUGACCCAGGAAUACGAGGACAGGAGAAGGGAUGUGCCUUACCAACCAGGGCUGGGUCUUGGGGUCUUCGGGGCCGACUCUGCUAGGCGGCUCAAAGAAGAGAAACUUCCACAAGCACCAAGAGAGAGAGCACCUCCCGAGAGACCUCGCGUUGCUUUCCAGUCCCCGUCUCUGGACCACAGCACUGUCUUAAGCCGACUGGCUAACACAUCAGGCCUUGGUCUGGAGGCUCGAGCAGGGUUUGGGGCCAAUGGUGCAACCACUGUUACUGAAGACAAACACAGAAGCCUCUCAAGAACCCUGGGGGAGAUAGUUGGCCCAAGAAUUACAGGUGUGCAUCCUCCUUUGGGUCCCUCCAUCCCUGACUCCUAUCAAACGCCUUAUGAUAAUGCAUAUUACUAUUAUGGAGCCAGAAAUCCUCUAGACCCCAAUCUGGCCUACUAUGGACCAGCAGGGGGACAACACUCACACAUCCCUCCAGAAGCACAUUGGCCCGUUCUGCAGCCUCCCUCUGGAGGCCUUACACAACCGAUCAGCCAUGCUGGAGUUGUUCCCUCAGAACCAGCGUUCUUUUCUUCCAAGAGGCUGCAGCAGCCCAAGGAAAGUGCGGGUAGCUAUCAGGAAGCCCUUAAGCAGCAGAUUCAAGAACGACAGCAGAGACGGUAUCAUGAGAAGCUGGAAAAAGAGCUGUAUGACGCCAAAAUAGAGGCUGAGAUGAAGGCUUACGAGCCCUGGGGACGAGCAGGAGGAGGAGCCCCUCUUAGAGACGAUCAUGGAAAUCUCAUCAGUGAUUUGAAACAAAUGCAUAAAUCAAAUGUGGACGCUUAUGAUUCCGGAGGCAGAGUAGCCCAGAUUCCAGUGGCUACUAAGACAGAAACUUCACCUAAUGCAUCAAAGCCUGCAGGUCUUUCCUCUUCUCAGCCACCUGUACAAGCACGGGGUAAACUUUUCAACGAACUGCCCACUCCACAACAGCUCCAUGACCAGGAAUUGUACAAGGAUUGUUUGAAACAACAGAUCGAGGCAAAGAGGAGAAAAGAGGCAGAAGAGAGGGAGCAGAGCCGGCUCGAGGACGAGAAAGAAGAGAGGCGGCUUGCCGAACAGCGAGCUCGGAUCGAAAGAGAGUAUGAGGAAGAGCAGGAGAGGAAACGUCAGAAAGAGAAAGAGCAUAUAGCCAAAAAUGGGGAGUUGAUCAGGCAAGCCGAAGAGCGCCGUAAAGAGGCUGAAAAACUGAAGAAAGAAGAGGAGGAGAAAGAGAACGAAGCCCUGAGGAAGAGACACGAUAGAGAGAAGCAGACACAUCUGAAGGAGGUCCACAGGGCACCGUCACCACCCCUACCAGCCUUGCAGAAGAUACAACGUAAGCAGAUUCCUAGACCUCCGUCGGCGGAGAGCCACCGCUCUUCUGCAACUGUGUCUAUGCGCUCGAUGUCAGCACCACAUUCUCCCCCGGUGCCUGCCCGCAGGAACGAGAUCAGGGCCACAGAAGAAAAGCAGACGGUGAUCAGGGAGUUAUCAGCCUUGCGUAGGCAGCUGCGGAGCGAACAGAGACGUCUGGAGGGACAGUUAAUGCAGUCCAACGAAAACGACCACAUCCCUCCCGUUCAUGGCAGGCCAAGAGAACUUCUCCGGGAGGAUGGUUUUGAAGUGGCAAGACUACGCAGACAAGUACCCAGCAGGAGGCCGGCUUCCCACACCACUGCAGCAACCAACAUGCACAACCUACAAGAUUUUAAUCAUCUGAAGUACAGAGAAGGUGCAUCCCGUGAGGAGGUGCGGCAGGCGUAUCCAGACCCCCCCAGUGAUGAUCACAGUCUAGAUAUCCAGCAACAGGCUCUGUUACGACACCAGCAACGAACCAUCAACAGCCUGAGGAGGGGCAAAGCUGCUGAUUACUUUGAUGUGGUGUCUUCAGGACAGCAGCAUCAUAAGCAGAGGCUGAAUUCUGCAGAGGACCAAGGCAGACGCUUGCUGUUAGACUCAGAGAGCGCCUUUAUUGACCCCAGUGGCGAUUCAUUCCGUCUCCAAUCCAGGCGUGACCAGAGAGCGAGACCGGCAGUUAGGAAGGCAGACAUCUCUGGUGAUGUGGUAAACAGGUACACCCGACCUGACAGCGGUCCUGACAGCCAGUCCCUGCACUCGCUAACCAGCGCAGAAAUAGAGCGGCUGAGGGAGCGCACAAAGAACAAGAUGACAUCACUGAGCAACAUGAGAGAACACGAUUGGAGAUCAGGGGAAGUGUCAGCUGAGGAAGGGGAGGAGCUAUGGCCACAGACUCCUUCAACCAAUCGGCGUGUUUCCAUUGACACCAUUGCCACAGAGCCCUGGUUACGUCCUAGUUCCUCAGAUACGCUGAAGAGAUUCAUGGGCGGUCGCAGGCCAUCCAGCCGAAACCAUGCAGGCCAGGAUUGGGAAGGGCCGUCCACUUAUCAUGGUUAAAUCUCAUUCUGAAUUCUUAACCAGUUUUGUAACUUUGUAUAGCUAUUUUAUACGUUUAUUCAAACGUGUACACAUGAUGCUCAAGAUGAAUGUUUACAAUUUAUCAGUCAAGUUUCUUUUGUUUCCUCUUUGUUUGUAAAUUGUUGUGAAAUGAAAUAUUACACUUAGGAAGUUUUGGAACACUUCCUGUAGCAUUAAGAGUCUGUUUUUGGAGCAUUAAUCAAGUCUGUUCCCUCCAGCCAGAGAGUGCAGUCUGGGAGAAAUUCACUUUUACUGUGACAGUGUAUGAAUGUGUAAACGGCAUGAAUUCUGUUUGUUUGUCAGGUAAGAGAUCGGUACUUCCAAUGUUGCAAUUUGUGUUUCAUUUUUAAUGAUAACUUUACAGAAGAUGAAUUGUAGGUAUAUGAGGUUAUGCAAGCAUAUGCAAACUGUAUACUUGAAAAUUGAAGGUAAUGUAAUUGAGUCUAUUGACUCUUAAUAAAUAAAAUAUUUUAAGAAUUUUUAAA